Camponotus floridanus (Florida carpenter ant) is the source of this 665-nucleotide messenger RNA. RefSeq names its product glutaredoxin-C4. Gene Ontology annotation, cellular component: cytoplasm. The transcript has 3 exons. Gene Ontology annotation, biological process: cellular response to oxidative stress. Gene Ontology annotation, molecular function: glutathione disulfide oxidoreductase activity. Bases 207 to 503 code for a protein of 98 amino acids. NCBI's taxonomy places the organism in Eukaryota, Metazoa, Arthropoda, Insecta, Hymenoptera, Formicidae. The record is from RefSeq and is a predicted model, not a curated record.
AUUUAUCUUAUUUAUUAACUGGCUUUAUAACCAGUGACACAUGACUUAUCAGAUUAUAUUAGUGAUUUAAAGUCAAUAUCAUUGAUAUAAGUAUCAAUGAUGUGAAGGAAAAUAGCUAUAAAAUUACCUUUUUCAACGUCUACCUUACAGUCAUAUCUGUGACACAAGUGGAGAAAGACAUUUUCAGUACAACAAAGAAGUCCAUCAUGCCUGGCACACGAGAUGUCGUCAACGAACUCAUUGGAAAGGAUUCAGUUGUGAUAUUCUCAAAGACUCACUGCCCAUAUUGCAAAAUGGCCAAAAAGGUGUUUGAAUCAUUAAACAAACCAUAUACAGCGAUAGAAUUGGAUAACAGAGAAGAUGGACAAGACAUACAAGAUGCGUUAAACGAAAUAACAGGUGCUAGAACAGUACCCAGAGUAUUCCUCAAUAGAAAGUGUUUAGGAGGUGGCACUGAUGUGAAGAAAUUGUACGACAGCGGGAAACUUGCAAAUCUAUUUUAACUCGAUUUACAAAGUGUCUUAUAAGAAAUGAUAAGUAAUUUUUUUCUAUAAAUAAUUUUUCUUAUAUAAAAUAAAAUAUAAUAUAUCUGUAUAAUCUUCUUUAUAUAAUAUAAUAAAAUAUUGUCAUGUACGCUGACAUUUUCAAAAGCAUGAAAAAAAAAA